This is a messenger RNA of Parasteatoda tepidariorum (common house spider), 4473 nucleotides long. RefSeq names its product sugar transporter SWEET1. Gene Ontology annotation, molecular function: sugar transmembrane transporter activity. NCBI's taxonomy places the organism in Eukaryota, Metazoa, Arthropoda, Arachnida, Araneae, Theridiidae. Gene Ontology annotation, cellular component: membrane. The record is from RefSeq and is a predicted model, not a curated record. Gene Ontology annotation, biological process: carbohydrate transport.
UAAUUCGUAAUUAACAACUAGAUAAAUUGAGUUCAAAAUUAAUAUACAGUUUGCGUUUGUAAAUUGCAUAUGAAAUAACAAUGUUCGCCUUCAACCUAGUGAACGAAUUGAAAGAAGCGAAAAAGUGCAAUAGGAUCAAUUCCCUCGAAAAUUCCAAAACACCAAAUAUUUAUUUUCUUUUUUUUGUUCAACGUCGUCGUGACAUCUUUUGAAGUCCUGUUUUCAAGUUGAUUCUAAUGCCUGAUUAUUUGGUAGCGGUGGAAAAUUCUUUACUCAUGAUUCUUUAAUUUGAUUUUGUGCAGAAGAAAUAUCAAGAUUGCCGGUUCCUUUGUCAAUCAGAAUAUAAUAUAUAAUACUUGACAUUCAUUAUUAAUACUGAGGUACUUCACUUGCACUUCAAGUAGUUUAUCAGGUAUUGGUAUUAUAUUCAGAGAAGACUUUUCAUGCAAUUCAAAAAUUAUGGAUUUGAAAAUAGUUGUUGGGAAUAUAGCUACGUUUUUUACUAUAGGUGUUUUUCUAGCUGGCAUUGAAAUUUGCCGUAAAAUAUGGUUAAAGAAGUCAACAAAUGAUAUAUCGGCUUUGCCUUUUCUUUGUGGUUUAGUGAGCUGUUCGUUUUGGUUGAGGUAUGGACUCUUACGAGGAGACUCUGCUCUCAUACUUGUAAAUUUUGUUGGAGGCUGCCUGCAAAUUUUAUACAUUGUGUGGUAUGCCAAAUUCACUCUUAGUAAAGCCAGGUUUACAAAACAAUUGCUUGCAACCUUAUUUGUCAUAGGAAUUCUAUAUUCCUAUACUACUUAUUUUGCCUCUCCUGAAGAAGCGGAAUAUUUUGCUGGAAUAGCUGCAUGUGGUGCUGGAGUGGUUUUUAUGGCCUCCCCAUUAGCAGCUGUGGCUCAUGUUUUAAGGACUAAGAAUGUUGAUACUCUACCCUUCAUGAUGAUAAUGUGUACAUUUAUUAUGGCUACAUUGUGGUUUUUGUAUGGAGUUCUAGUUGAAGAUAAAUUUGUACAGGUUCCAAAUUUUCUUGGUGCAGUGCUGGCUUUAGCUCAAUUAAGUCUUUUUGCCAUGUAUCCAAACAAAAAAAUGUAUUUAGAAUUAGGGAAUGUUGCAUGACAUAAAAAGAAGUGAACUUUGUUAUUGUUGUAAAUGCACAAUUGUUUAUAUAGGGUGAUUUUACUAACAUGGACCAUAUGUCUUAUUCAGGAGGAUAAGGCUAGAAUUUCAGACAAUUUUUUUUUAACUAGCUUUGUGUUUGUUGUUGGUGUGCCAUGAAAUAAUUAAAGUAUUAGUGACAAUAAUUAGAGUACUUAAAUAUCAUUAAAAACAACAUUUGAAAUUACAAAUGGCAAAUAUUUUAUUAAAUCCUAUUCUUUUUUCAGUGUAACUAUGCUACACCUUAAUCAGUAGAAUAAAAAGUACGGCAGUUUAAAUGUGACAGUGGUUAUGUCAGACUACAGAGAUAAAUGAACUGUUAAAGGUUUUAGCAGGAUAUUUAUCUCUAGUAUGACCAACUUAUGUUAAAUUAAAUCAUUUCGGUUUGAUCAUCCCUGCCUUUUAUCCUACUGAUGAAAAUGUGCCAUUGUGACACCAAUAAGUUAAUGAAAAAAUUACCAUUUGAAAUUUUGAAUGUUGUUUAUAAUGAAAUUUAAUGCUAUCACAAUUACUUACUCUAGUAAUUUUCUAAGUAUAGUAUUUAUUACUAAAUUACAUGUUUAAAUAUUUCAACUUUUUAAAUUUGAAAUAUGUCACAAAGUUUGCUUACUGUUAAUGGGUUUUUUUUUUUUUAGUAAAGUGUUAUUUUAGUAUGUAUGACUUUUAUAUUUUAUGUAAUAUAAAUCUGUUGUAUUCAAACGAAAAAUUAAAUUUUCUUUGAAAGCAUGAUAAUAGAAAUUUUAAUAAUAUCAUUAUUUGCUUGUAUAUGAAGGUUGUAGAAACAAUGUUAAGGAGAUACAAUAGUAUUAUUCUUAGUUUAUCAUGAAAGCACAAACAGCACUGAUUGAAACAGUUCAUCAUUAAGGAGUAUUUUUUAAUUGUGAUAUGAGGUAUGUAGUCAUUAUUUUUGCUUCUUAAGUUUAUUUGUAUCAAGUAGCUAAUUACAAUUAUAAUCAGCAUGAAGCAUUAAUUUCAAACAUAAUUUAAUCUCACGAAGCAUUAAUUUCAAACAAGGUUUACAAGGCCUUAAAAAAGUGCUUAAGUUUUAUUCAAAUUUUCAAGGGCUCCUAAAUUUUUUUCUAAAUAAUUUUUAGUCCUUGAAAAAGGAACAUAUUUGACACCAAAACAAAAAUUCUAUGUUCAUAAAUUUUUUAAAUUAUCCACAAUUCAUGUAUUCACUGCUUUCAGUUCUGACAUCAAAUGUUAACUUUACACUUGUUACUGAUAUAGCAUAAAUGUGCUUAUCAUUAUUUGGCAAUUCCUAAAGUAUCUAACAACUGUAAUUUUUUCAUUGAUGAAAUAUGAGGAAAAUAGAACUGAAAACGAAAAUAUAUACCUUAAAAAAAAACUGAGUUGAAUCUUUUUGUUUAUAAAAUAUCUUUAAAAUUUUUAGACAUGAUGCUUAGCUUGUGACUUUAGAUUUACUCAAAUUAUCUUCAAGUGGUUUCUAAUAGGGUCUGCAAAAUGUGAAAAAAAGAAAGACUUUUAUUUAUUUAAAUAUUUUUUGUGUUUUUUAUGUUCUUUAAUUGUUUUCGUCUUCUUUAAAUAUUUCUUCAAUUUUGAAAAGAAUUUUUUUCUUCUUUUCUUCAAUUUAAAAGGUUGUUGAAAUUGCUAAUUUUUUCUUUAAAAGUUUUAAAGAUUUUGAAUUUUGUUUUAAAUAAAGAGUAAAAACCCUGAUACAUUUUUUUUUUUAAUAAUGACAUUCAGAUCAAGAGUUAAUUCCUUGAUACAAAAGAACAGCACACUAAUUUUUUUUUCUUUCUGAAAUAUAUACAUGUGAUUUAUUUAUUGUUAGUGUUAUUUUUUUGUUUUAACAUAUUUAUUUGUUAAUCUGUUAUAUUUUUCUUGCUGCAAUUAUUGUAAUACAAAAUAACUUAUAAUAUUACAUCAAUACUGUUUUUAGAAUAAUUUUUAUAUAUUAUAAUAGUUAUUAUAUAGUAUCUUGGGUAUAUGAUAAUAAUAAUUGCAGUAGAAUCUCUUAAAUUUAAAACCCAGUGCUCUGAAAUUCCGCCAAAUUUAUAUAAAAUUCUUGUUAGUAUAUAUAUAAAGCAUUAACUGCGUGAAAAAUGUACAUAAGGAAAAUUAUGUGAAAUAUCAUCAGUUUCGAUCAGAAUUUCUGAUAAUACUUUUAAGACUCCUUUAUUGAAUUAUUAAAAUUAUUUUUAAGUUUCAUUAAAAACAGCUUUGAAAUUUAAAAAUAUAGACAUUUUAAAAAUCAGUUUUCUAAAAGUAUUGCAAAUAUUUAUAUAUUACUUUUUUGUGACUAUUAUGUGUUAGAUAUUUGAAUUAUAUUAACUCAAGACGUUCCUUGUACUUAUUGAUUUACAUGGGGAUUAGAUCUAGUUUAUUUUGUUGUUAUUUUUAUUAUUUGUCGUGUCUAUUUAUUGAAACUGGUGAGCAGGUAUCAUUUUAUUUCUUUAUCAAGGCAAUGGAUUUUGUGCAACUGGGACGUUAAGAAAUCCCUUUCAAGUUUAUUUAUGUAUGGUUUUAAUUAUAAAACCAUUUUAAUUCUAGUCCAUUAAUGCAAACAUUGGUCCUUUUUAUACUUUUUGCAUUUACCUCACUAUAUUCUUCAGUUUCUUCUAUGUAUUCUGAGCUUGUUUUAAAUGGCAUCGAAUUAAUAAGUAACAGUAUUAAAUAUUAUGAAACACACGAGGAAUUAUUAAACAUAAUAUCUUCCUAUAUGUAUUUGGACACCUUUGAUAUUAAAAAAAGUUAUCCAGAUUCAAUUGUUGGUUGAGCCUGUAAUGUGCUAUAUUGGCAUCAGCGGUGCGCAACGUCGGGACUUUUCCAUUUGUUACGUACAGAUAAGCACAUAGUAAACUUUCAACUCACUUCUCCUUAACUACAGGGGGUUGAACCACUGGGUGCUUCAAAAUAACACCAAUUAUAUGCAGGAAAGACUAUUAAGAUUCCUUCAUUGAAAAGUAAUUAUUUCAAGUAAUCUGGACAUCCUCUUGCACCUAACAGUGCACAUGGUGUACCCUCUGUGUUCUAGAUGGCGUUGUCAUCUUAAAAGUUACAUGUCCUUAACUUUUAAAAUUGCCGCAAUGUAGAAAGCAUAAUGUCUUCCAAAACAGCACAGUAGUUGUGUGCCUAUGUUAUGUUCACCUUAAAUUCGAAUCAAGAGACCUGGUUCGUACCAUGAAAAUUCGUUCUAGAUCACCUGCAUAAUACAGGGGUGUCCAAAUACUAAUUGUUAUUGAGUGUAAAAUUCUGUAAUGAAACAAAAUUUUAAUGGCUGACUGAAAAUUAUUUUAAGUUAAACAUCAAUUAACCAUUGCAUUUUCAAAUGUUAAAAUUUAAAUAAAAUAUUUAUCAGUA